Messenger RNA from Tilletiopsis washingtonensis, 898 nucleotides. RefSeq names its product bola-like protein. NCBI's taxonomy places the organism in Eukaryota, Fungi, Basidiomycota, Exobasidiomycetes, Entylomatales. The record is from RefSeq and is a predicted model, not a curated record. The coding region runs from base 39 to 476 and encodes 145 amino acids. The transcript has 2 exons.
CCCUCGUCCUCCUUCUCUGGCUCCCACACACUACCUCAAUGGCCUUCACACGCUCGUCAUUGACGAGUCUCCUCUCGCGCUCCUUGCCUCGCUCUCAACCUCUCGCCACCUCUUCGCGCCUCGCCCGCCCCUUCUGCUCCAGCAUGACACGCGCGGCGGGCCCGAUUGAGAGUGCCAUGAUGAAGAAGCUGCAGGAGGCGUUGACAGAGGAGGCGAAUGUCAAGAUUCGCAAUGAUUCCUCUAAGCACGCGCACCACGCCGCCAUGGUGGCGCAAGGCGGCAGCUCGGGCGAGACGCACUUCUUCAUCGACGCCAUCUCGGCCUCCUUUUCUGGACAAGCGCAGCUCGCUCGUCAUCGACGCAUCAACGCUCUCAUGCGCGAAGAGUUCGACGCCGGCUUGCAUGCGCUGAGUCUGCGCUUGAAGACGCCCGAGGAGGAUCAGAGGGAGAAGGAGAGGAUGAAGAGCGCGCAAUAGAAACGCCUCGAAGUCAGCAGGAGGGUGUGGCAGGGCGUGAGUGUAGGCGUCACAUGAGCACGUCUGAGACUGCCAGUAGGAAUUCGAGAGGAUCAGAGUGAGGCAAGGUUUCGUGAGCCGAGCCAGGAUGACGACCUGAAAGGCCCUUCUCGUGCACCUGGCGGCUGCAUCUGAGCGGCUGGCGCUCCAGACCCAUCCUCAUGCCCCAAGGCAGGUCACAUGACCCUCCUUCGCUCUCUUCGCACGAUCCUCGGCGUCCAAGGCACUCAAUCCCGAUGCGCGGACCUCCUCCUCUUUCCCCUCACUGGCGCCCAAAGCGCUGCCAAAAGAGACGGCGCGGCGGCGGCAUGACGCUCAAAUGUGCCGCGGAAAACAGCUAUACGGCGCCAGCAGCGGCGGCGGCGCAGCAUGCAGAGCGAAGG